This is a messenger RNA of Drosophila erecta, 978 nucleotides long. Its product is annotated as trypsin-4. Gene Ontology annotation, molecular function: serine-type endopeptidase activity. The coding region runs from base 50 to 808 and encodes 252 amino acids. The record is from RefSeq and is a predicted model, not a curated record. NCBI's taxonomy places the organism in Eukaryota, Metazoa, Arthropoda, Insecta, Diptera, Drosophilidae. Gene Ontology annotation, biological process: proteolysis. The transcript has 2 exons.
AAGCCGUACAUUCCUACUUUGAAGCGAUUCUUUCCCCGUUUAACUGAAAAUGAUGUUCAACGUAUGGUGCAAAGUAUUUCUCCUCCAUGUUGCUGGGUGUCUUUCUCUGGAGAGUCGGCCAGAUCCACGCAUAGUCGGUGGCUUUCCAGCCGAUAUCGCCAACAUUCCCUAUAUAGUGUCCAUACAGCUGUACGGCAUCCACCAUUGUGGCGGCUCCAUCAUAAAUAACCAUACCAUCCUAACGGCUGCCCAUUGUUUAUCCGGAGUGUCACGUCGUCUGCUGAAAGUUAAGGUCGGCGGAACGUCGCGCUACCGCAAUGAUGGGGAACUAUUCUCGGUGGCUGACCUGCAUACCCACGAGAAGUUCAAUGCCAAGACCAUGGACUAUGACAUCGGAAUCAUCAGGUUGUCCAAAAACCUAACGCUUUCUAGAAAGGUGAAGGCCAUUCCCAUAAACCCCAAAAAAGUAGCCGAAGGCAUCUAUGCCACCAUUGCCGGCUGGGGAUUCAAGUCCAUGAAUGGUGCUCCCUCGGAUAGUCUGAGGUAUGCUCGAGUUCCGAUCGUGAAUCAGGCGGCCUGCAGGGACUUACUGGGCAAAAGUGUGACGGAUCGGAUGCUCUGUGCCGGCUACCUCAAGGGUGGCACGGAUGCCUGCCAGAUGGACUCCGGAGGACCCUUGUCGGUGAGGGAGCAACUGGUGGGCAUCGUGUCCUGGGGAGUGGGGUGCGCCCUGGCGGACAAGCCGGGAGUGUAUGCCCGACUCGAUGAACUGCAUCCAUGGCUAAACAAGGUCUUGAAUAAAUCAUAAAAAAUAAAGUGAUACCACUACCAGUUUCACUAUUCCAGCAGUUGGCACCCAUGAAAAGCGCAUAAAAACGGGGAAGGUAAUACUUUCACCCCAGAAGUAAAGCGCAUUUUAUCGUAAAAAAAAAUAAUAAAAACUUUAAGAUUCAUAAAAAUGCAAACUAUUUAUGAAUA